Molecule: messenger RNA, 765 nt
Organism: Corylus avellana
Lineage: Eukaryota; Viridiplantae; Streptophyta; Magnoliopsida; Fagales; Betulaceae
Source: RefSeq, a predicted model, not a curated record
AUGCCUAUAUCUCCAGAUGCCAAGAGAUACUCGACCACUCCCAAGGGUGUCUUAGCCACCUUGCAUCACUUGGACCUGGUUGAAAUGGAGAGGAACCGGAUUUCUGAAUAUUACAAAACAAUGGCUUUUUGUUUUUCUUCGAGGUGGGAGGAAUUCAACAAAACCCACCGCAAUACUAUCACCACACUCAUCAUUGUCUUGCUGCUCUUGAUCCUCACGUUGGUUUUCUUGUUCCAAUAUGUUUUCCAGGACAGGCCACAAACGAGACAAGCUUUGUUGAUACGCUUGAACUCUUUUUCUGUCUCAAACUUCAACAUUACAACCUCGGCGUUGGAGGUUGAAUGGAAAGCACAUUUGACGUUUGAAAAUCGAGAUGAUGAGUAUGAGAUUUUUAUCAUUCCCUUUGAAACAUAUUUAUACUACAAUGAUGUCUUUGGUGUGUCGUGUGCGUUGGUGGCAGAAUCAAUACACCUUCAAGAGAAGAGACAGAAAAAGGUUAUGAUAAAAUUCAAGCCAAGUGGUUGUCUAGGAAAGCUGCCACCGUUGAAGGAGAAGGUUUUUCAACAGAUGAGGGAGGAUAGAGAGAAGAAUAAUAUAUUGCAUUUGGAUUUGCAAAUGAAUAUGAGAUUUCAAGAAUUUCAGAAUGGAAUAGCCAAAUGGCAUAUGAAUAUUAAUGCUACUUGCUAUGAUAUAAAUGUUUCUUUUGUGAGUGCAACAAAUGGGAAGUAUAUGGAAGGUGUGAGGCAAUGUUAUAUUCCUUGGUAA